AUGAAGGCCUACUGGUACGAUAACAUCCCUGGCGACCAACGUCUUCCCCAUGACUCCGGCCGCACUGUCGAUGCAUCCUACCUCGCCACCAUUGGUGUGCUCUACCGCCAUUGUCCCGCUAUAUCCGCCGUCGACGACUUAGCCAGGGAUCGCGGCUACAAGAACCGCGAUGAAAUCAUCAUAUCACCCGAGAAGAUGGGUGAUGUGUACGAGGACAAAGUAAGGAUGUUCUUCAAUGAGCAUCUGCAUGAGGACGAGGAGAUUCGGUAUAUAGUUGACGGGGAAGGGUUCUUCGAUGUCCGUAGUAAAGAUGACGAGUGGGUGCGCAUCCGAUUGGGGAAAGGCGAUUUGAUUGUGUUGCCGGCGGGCAUUUAUCAUCGGUUUACAACGGAUGAGAAUAAUUAUGUGAAAGCCAUGCGCCUCUUCCAAGACGAGCCAAAAUGGACGCCUCUGAACCGCGCGCCAGAGUUGGAUGCAAACCAGCAUCGCAAAACAUAUGUCGAAUCCCAUAUUUCUUCCUCUACCGCUUAG
Messenger RNA from Histoplasma capsulatum G186AR, 531 nucleotides. Its product is annotated as 1,2-dihydroxy-3-keto-5-methylthiopentene dioxygenase. The record is from RefSeq and is a predicted model, not a curated record. The transcript is spliced from 3 exons. NCBI's taxonomy places the organism in Eukaryota, Fungi, Ascomycota, Eurotiomycetes, Onygenales, Ajellomycetaceae. Gene Ontology annotation, molecular function: acireductone dioxygenase [iron(II)-requiring] activity. The coding region runs from base 1 to 531 and encodes 176 amino acids.